Molecule: messenger RNA, 2845 nt
Organism: Sycon ciliatum
Lineage: Eukaryota; Metazoa; Porifera; Calcarea; Leucosolenida; Sycettidae
Exons: 9
Coding region: 338-1750 (470 amino acids)
Molecular function (GO): oxidoreductase activity
Source: RefSeq, a predicted model, not a curated record
GAUCUACCGAGCUCCGGAGGCGGAAGCAUGAUUGUACAGCCAGUUCAUCAGUUGGCAUUGUUUCCCUUGCACACAUUCCAGUUCUUCUUCUUUUGCAGAUUAGCAGGAUCCGUAAAUAGAAAAGCUCUCCGCAUUCUCCGUCCUGGACGGCAUGCGGCCCAGAACCAGUGUACUAGUAUUCGGAGCUAACAGUAGCAGCACAAGCUAAGCCGGUAGUUGAACGCGUGGUGUCAUAAGUUUGCAGAUAACUAGAUCCGGUACUGAAAAUUCUUCGGCAAGGGUUUCGCUCUUGGUGGUGAACCUGUGCGGCGAGGACGUGGCUGUCCGACUUACUGGGAUGAGAACCUCGUCGACUGCCACUGUGAUGUGGAUUGUUCCUUCGCUAACGGUACUGCUACUGCUUGAAGCUGGGCUGCUCGCCAAAUCUAUUCCCGCACCGAACUGGGAUGGAAAGGACCACUCUGAAAUUCUCAAAGACCUGGUGCUGAACUACGAAGAUCAUACCCGUGACCCACGGGCGAAUACUGAAUGCAGUGUCAAUGCUAGCUACACUGGCCAGUGUAACCUGGACUGUCAGUGUGUGGAUGGCAAGUGGAAAUGCUGUCGGCUCAGGAAGAGUGUGAAGAACUUAUCACAGGAAGAAAGAGAUCGAUUUACGCAUGCAUACUUGAAAGCUGUCAAGAAUGAAAUAUACAAGCCAGCUAUGCGCGCUAUCCUUUGGUCGCACGCAGCGUUUUUCUGCAAGACUAUAACGAACAAGGAGCAGUUAGUCUACAGUGAUGCGGUGGGAUAUCACAACUUGCUUUUGCUGGCGCUGGAGAGUCUGCUGCGUCUGAUCGACUGUCGUGUUACCCUCCCCUACUGGGAUGUUGCCUUGGAGUACGAGAAGAGCUAUUCGGAGCAAUUACCAGAAGGGUUUGGAGGAAACGGAGUGCCUCCUGAUUACUGCGUGCUCGAUGGGCCGUAUAGAAAAGGAGAAUUUGUCCUUCCAAAGUUUGUGUACAAUGGCGUGGAGCUACCCUUCACGACGUGCUUGAAGAGGAACAUAUCUGCUACAAGCACCCCCUUUUCGUAUAUGAUGUUCACCGCAAUGCUCACCAUACCGCCGGAAAACUCGGAGAUGUUCGAUUUAGGAUUUUUUCUCGACUUUGACAGAAACUUCCACGCAAGCAUGGGUGGCACCUUCGAAGGCAUGGUACCAGCUAUGGACCCACUGUUUUACAUGAUUCAUAAUUUCGCAAACAAGAUGCUGGUGAAUUUCCAGAUGCAAGGGCCGCAGCAUCUAAUCGGUGGAGGGCUCUGGAACAACACAGUAUCUGUGACAACUUUCCAAUGGUUUCAGAACAAGGAUUUUCUUGAUGCCACAAGCUUUCCGAAUGAUGUAUGCAUUCACUGGGAUGCAGUCGCCGAUCAGGAGAAGCUGAUUCAGAUGGGCUACUACGCAGGGCUAGAAACACCACGUACCCACCACAUAGCACUGUCGUACAAGGAGGUUAGGGAUAUGGACAUGGACAGCAAGGCUGCAGCGAACUAUGUCCAGUUCAUAAAGUCCCUCAGGGCCACCUUUCUGUCAGCGUUUACCAAUGAUGAGAAUGGCUUCCAUCUGACCAAGGACUGGUACAAGCUGUUUAUGGCUGGCUUCGGAAACAGGAAAUUCCAGGUGCAGCCCGCAUGUUCGCAGUACUUUGAUCUGGAUCCGGAAUUCGAGAAAACCACCGUGUCACCUGGUGUAGCUGAGCUCAUUCCAUAACAGCCUUGUGGUUUUUUUUUUCAAUGUCUCAGCUGUUUGGCCGUUUCAUCUAUUCCAUGGGAAGCUCUAUACAAUUUAUUGAUCAUUGAAUGGUGGUGACAUGACAUUGUGUUGGUUUCAGAAUACACAUCCUUGCCAUUUUCGUUUUGCGCAUCUAUUUUCCGCGGGUAGUGAUUUUGUGAGAGAGAUAGAGAGAGAGAAUGUGUGUGUGUGUGUGUGUGUGAGAGAGAGAGAGAGAGAGAGAGAGAGAGAGAGAGAGAGAGAGAAUGUGUGUGGAUGUGUGUGUGUGUGUGUGUGUGUGUGUGUGUGUGGUGCAAUCCCAGCACAAGUUGCUAUGGCUUCUGUCGUAGCAUUGCUAUCAUCGCCUCCGGCGAUUGGCGUCAAAGGUCAGGUCAGGUGUGUGUGUGUGUGUGUGAUUUAGAGAAUGAAUGUGUGUGUGUGAGAGAGAGAUUUAGACCAUGCGUAUGUGUGUGUGUGUGUGUGCGCGUAUACACGCGUGUGAGGGUAGGUGUAUGUGAGAAAAGGGAGAGAGUGUGGGUGUAUGUGUGUGUAAUGGUGGGGGCAUGUGUGGAUUUGGCAUUUAAGUCCCCAGCUCUAUUCUAUGUCAUUCACGCUGGAACUGCUGCUGCAUAGCCCCAAGUCUGAAGACUUGGCAACUUCACGCCUGCAUCUGACUUUUGCGCUAUGAUACGCGUCGCCUAUGAUACCCCUCAGAAUUUCCCACCUUGCUCCCCCUUAUGUUCAGGCUGCCCGUUUAGAAGCCAUCAGUUGCCUGGCGAUCGUAGUAAUACGUGAAACUCAGAGUUGUGACAAACCUUCCAAUCUCUCUUGUAAUACAGAAAUACCUAUAUUCUGCCUGUGACUACUCACAGAGAAAGAGUGGUCGCAACUGUACAUUCCGCAUGUAACUGUUCGCAUGGAAUUAUAGUGGUCACAGCUGUAUUCUGUGACCGCUCAUAGGGAAUUAUAGUUUCCACAACAAAUCCUGCAGUACGAAGCACUCUGCGAGCAGUCACGAACUGUGUACUUUACACAUGUACAUGUAUGGUGAUUUGUGACUGGUCAUGGGGCAUUGUGACUGGUAAACUAAUUUGU